Molecule: messenger RNA, 1162 nt
Organism: Neogale vison (American mink)
Lineage: Eukaryota; Metazoa; Chordata; Mammalia; Carnivora; Mustelidae
Gene: GEMIN6
Product: gem nuclear organelle associated protein 6
Exons: 3
Coding region: 84-584 (166 amino acids)
Biological process (GO): spliceosomal snRNP assembly; spliceosomal complex assembly
Cellular component (GO): nucleus; SMN complex
Molecular function (GO): RNA binding
Source: RefSeq, a predicted model, not a curated record
GCCCCGUUAGAGUGACUCCUUCCUCACCUCGUGGUUGCCGCGUACCUGUAGCUGCUGGGAGUUCUUGCUGCCAGCUGGCAGCCAUGAACGAAUGGAUGAGGAAAGGCCCCUUAGAAUGGCAAGAUUACACGUACAAAGAAGUCAAAGUGACAGCCAGUGAGAAGGAGUAUAAAGGAUGGGUUUUAACCACAGACCCAGUUUCUGCCAAUAUUGUCCUUGUGAACUUCCUGGAAGAUGGCAGCAUGUCUGUGACUGGAAUUAUGGGCCAUGCUGUGCAGACCGUUGAAACUGUGAACGAAGGGGACCACAGAGUCAGAGAGAAGCUGAUGCAUUUGUUCACGUCUGGAGACUGCAAGGCCUACAGCCCUGAGGAUCUGGAGAAGAGAAGGAAUAGCCUAAAGAAAUGGCUCGAGAAGAACCACAUCCCCAUCACAGAACAGGGAGAUUCACAAAGGACUCUGUGUGUGGCUGGGGUUCUGACUAUAGACCCGCCCUAUGGUCCAGAAAAUUGCAGCAGUUCUAAUGAGAUUAUUCUGUCCCGUGUUCAGGAUCUUAUUCAAGGACAUCUUGCAGCUUGCCAGUGAGAGGCCGAGAAUUGUGGAUUCAUCGAUUGAAAUAACACUUCAUUUUUAUUUUUUCCUUCAUAAAAUGUUUUGAAUGUUAAAUCCACGAUAUUAUAAGACCUCAAAGCCACACAGUUGAGAGUGUGUGUGUGUGUGUGUGUGUGUGUGUGUGUGUUUGAGUUUUAAUUUUCUGUUGUUUUGGAAAAAUCAAGUGGAUUUGGCUGUGGAUUAUAAGUGUUAAUAAAUAAGCGAACUAUGGCAAGGUUAGCCUCACAUGCAACAAAAUAGCACAAGGACAAAAAAAAAAUAGCACAAGGACGUUAGAAUUCUGUCUUUUUUGGUGGGAAAACACCUCCAUUUUUGUUAGGCAAGAAAUGUAUUGGGAACUAACGCAGCAUGUUAGAGUCAAUAUAAAAAGUCUUAUUAAGUCCUUUGCCCUAACUGCGUGUGUCUGUUUUAAAAAUAUUUAUUUAUUGUGUAAGGAUGAAACUGCUUUUGAAUCAGAAUAUGUUGGGAUAUAUGCUUUUUUGAUCGAAACUUGAAAAGUUUUAACUAUUUGUAAAAUCUUAACACAUAAACUGUGUAACUUUCAAAGCCUU